This is a messenger RNA of Meleagris gallopavo (turkey), 4859 nucleotides long. Lineage: Eukaryota; Metazoa; Chordata; Aves; Galliformes; Phasianidae. The record is from RefSeq and is a predicted model, not a curated record.
UCCCCAUAUAAUUCUUUUGCUUUGCAGGAGGUGCCAGUUUGGAUCUAAAUUCUGUGGAACCGAAACCAAAAAAAUGGAUCCUUGACAUGACAUGGCUCAAUCUUGUGCAGUUGUCUAGCUUGUGCCCUUUUAACGAACUUCUGGUACAAGUUGUUAGGAAUGAGAAGGCCUGGAAAGCUUGGUUUGAUGCAGAAGCACCUGAAAAAGCUGUUGUUCCUGAUGGGUAUGACAGCUUACUGGAUCAAUUCCGUAAGCUUCUCCUUGUCCGUAGCUGGUGCCCUGAUCAUACUGUUGCCCAAGCUCGACACUACAUUGCAGAAUCCCUUGGUGUGAAAUACGCAGAAGGAUUUAUACUUGAAAUGGAAGCAAUGUGGUCAGAAAGUGACUGCCGAACACCUCUGACAUGCUUUUUAUCAGUGGGGUCUGACCCCACUGAAAAUAUAGAACGUCUUGCAAAAUCAAAGAAUAUUCCCUGUCGUGCCAUUUCAAUGGGUCAGGGCCAGGAAGUCCAUGCAAGGCGCCUGUUAAAUCAAUGCAUGCAAGACGGAGGAUGGCUCCUUCUACAGAACUGCCACCUUGGCUUAGUGUUUCUUAAUGAAUUAAUGGACACCAUCACAACAACAGAAUCAAUGAGUGAAGGUUUCAGGACCUGGAUAACUACAGAGGCUCACCCAGAGUUUCCUAUUAAUCUUUUACAGUCAUCUAUCAAAUUUACUAACGAACCACCUCAAGGUGUGAAAGCUAGCUUAAAACGAACUUACUCUACUAUCACUCAGGAUCACCUAGAAGUGAGCAACAUGCCACAGUGGAAACCAUUACUAUAUGCUGUAGCGUUUCUUCACACAACUGUUCAGGAAAGAAGAAAGUUUGGUCCACUGGGCUGGAACAUUCCUUAUGAAUUUAAUCAGGCAGACUUCACAGCCAGUGUGCAAUUUGUUCAGAAUCAUUUGGAUGAUAUGGACAUUAAGCACGGAGUGAACUGGAGCUGUGUUCGCUAUAUGCUUGGAGAAGUGCAGUAUGGAGGCCGUGUAACUGAUGACCUCGACAAAGCUCUGCUGAAUACAUUUGCGAGAGUGUGGUUUGGAGAGCAUAUGUUUAGUGACAAAUUUUGUUUCUACAAAGAUUAUGUGAUUCCAAAAGGGAAAACAGUUGAAGACUAUCUCCAGUACAUAGAGCAAUUGCCAGUGAUUGAUACACCUGAGGUAUUUGGUCUGCACCCUAAUGCAGAUAUAACUUAUCAAACCAACCUCGCAAAUGAGACACUGAAUACAAUAGUGAGCAUCCAACCCAAAGACAGCAGCAGUGGAGGAGGGGAGACCCGAGAAGCAGUGGUGCAGCGCCUUGCUGAUGAGAUGCUGGAGAAGUUACCUCCAGAUUACAACCCCCAUGAGGUGAAAGCCCAGCUUCAAAAGAUGGGAGCUAUUCAACCCAUGAAUAUAUUUCUCCGUCAAGAAAUUGACCGCAUGCAGCAUGUUAUAUCAAGUGUUCGAGCCACACUGACUGAUCUCAAAUUGGCUAUAGAUGGAACCAUAAUUAUGUCAGAAGAACUGCGAGAUGCAUUGGAUAGUAUGUAUGAUGCCAGAAUUCCCAAACUAUGGUUUCGGAUUUCCUGGGAGUCUACAACUUUAGGAUUUUGGUUUACUGAGCUUCUUGAAAGAAACCAGCAAUUCAGCACUUGGCUCCUGGAUGGCCGACCAAAUCAGUUCUGGAUGACAGGGUUCUUUAAUCCACAGGGAUUCCUCACUGCCAUGAGGCAGGAGACAACACGCUCAAACUUGGCAAAAGGAUGGGCACUCGACAACAUUGUUUUGCACAACGAGGUGACCAAGAUGAUGAAAGAAGACGUGGCUGGCCCACCUCCAGCUGACAUUGGUGGGGUCUAUAUAUACGGCCUUAUCCUCGAAGGGGCUGGUUGGGACCGCAGGAACAGCAAACUGGUCGAGUCAGCACCAAAGGUGCUGUUCACAAGUCUUCCUGUAGUCCAUGUGUAUGCUGUCAGCACAACAGCAUUACAGGACCCAAAGAAGCAACAAGGCAAUGUGUACUACUCCUGUCCUGUCUACAAAAAGCCUCGGAGGACAGAUCUAACAUACAUUUUCUCUUUGUACCUGAAAACAACACAGAAUCCUGAUCACUGGACUUUACGGGGUGUGGCACUGCUCUGCAGUUCAAAAUGAGGACCAACAAAUAGCUCUAAAAUAAAAAAAAUAGCCACCUAGGAAAUAAGCUUGCAGCCAGUAGGAAUUCCAUUGUUAUUUUCAGAGUGGUGUGGGAAUUAGCAAGUGAGGUACAGAGAUCGUGUUAAUCAUACAUAGAUCAGUUUACGCUCUUCACAGUGAAUACACCUAAAUGUAUUUAACCUGGGAAUGUGAAAGGGAAACAGGUACAGCAGCUGUUGUGGAGCAGGAAUACAUUCAGCUAGUUUGCUCAUACGGGAAAUGCUAGGGAAAACAUGCUUAUGCUUGUGAUAACUGCUCUAACAUUUAUGGUGGUUCUUUUGUAAAUGCUGUCCUUUCUUCCUAGUAUAAGUCCUACUCACAGUACAUUAUGAUUCUUUUUAAAAUCAACUUUGUAGUUAAAAGCUUAUCACGCAUAGCAUUAUUAAAGCAGUAAUGAUGAGUGACUUAAACUCAUAAUAAAACUUCAUCCUUUUCUGCACAUAUGUGAAUGUAUUUGAUUUUCGCAUUUGUAAACUUGCUGAGUGGUUUUACAGAUGGAUGCUGCUAUUUCCUUGAGUAGUCCAUUGUAUAUUGAAAUAGAAGUGAGUUUAUCUUUGCACAAGUUACUGCUUUUGCACGUUAGCUCAUUACCAAACAUAUAUCCCAUUAGAAGGAAGAUGCGCACACACCAAAUUCUUAGUGAGAAGCAGUUCUGAAACCCUUCUCAGAGUAAACAUACCUAAACACUGCUUUGGCCCAACUAAUAUUUGCUGUAUUGGUGUUUGUAUAAUCGAUGAAUAUAAAGAUGUUAUAAUUAUGAAAUAAACAAGAGAGUUUGGCAAAGCAGAUUAUAAUAACAAAAAGAGAAUAGAUAAAACACUUACCUGCAUCCUGGGCUCACUGCAAAACUCCAGAGGAGGGAUCUCUAGAAGAAACCCUUUCCCAGUGGUAGUCAGCUCUUAAAUGGGGUCUAGGAGAGGUGGAGCCAGGCUCCAUCCCUUCUGGCAGCACAGGUGAAUUGCCUUCACCUGUGCUCCUGUGGCUGAUUCAUUGCUCACCUCAGGUCAAUCAGAGGUUCAGGCUGUGAUUCAGCAAUUCCCAUACAGCUUACUGCCUUGAGUCCUGCGGCCUCAAACCUCUCAACUGCAUUUUAUGCUGUAUUUUGCAUUAGUCUACGUUGAGAAAAAGAAAGAAGAAAAAGAAACAAUAUAUAUAUUUUUAAAAGGUAGAGGAUACAGGAGCCAUUUCUGGGAGUAGAUUCACAUGAAAAGAUUGGUGUUAUGUUGUCUAUUGUCACCUCUGCAGUUUAUGCUAUGAUUGAAGGGUGACUGCUGCUUCUCUUAAUAGACAGCUAUUGGCCAAAAAUGUGUUUCACUUUUUUUCACUAGCACAAAUUCAAAGCAAAAUAAAUUGCUGUUGGAUGUUCUGAAAGAAACAGUGAGUGCUUCAUUACUCACUUUUUUUUCUCCUUGUAAGCACUUGAAAUCUUCUUUUCAGCCACUAUCUAAGAAGGUAGUUCACCUUUCCCCACACCCAGUUUCACUCUGCUGUUAGCAGCCACAGGAUUCUUUCCAUGAGGAAGUUCGAUAUUCACAGUCCUACCCACUAUUAAGCAGAAGGGGCCAAGUUUCUUCUUGGAAAACCGAGCAGCUGGAGCAGGAUUCCUUUAGAACUUGCUUUACAUGGGGUGGAGGUAGGAUGGUCUUACCCAGUGACACCACCUGUUCCAAAUAUCUGCUCCAGGCCUCCUGCAGCACGGCUGUAUGUCAGCGUGUCAGCUGACUCCACUGAGAAUUCUGCUUAUGGGAAAGGUGAAGAACUGGGCCUCCAGAUCUUUGCCUUGCAAAUCACGAAGAAGGUAAGAGAGACUUCCAAUGGGGAAUGCCUAUGCUGUGGUAUAGAAAAUGAGGAUUUAAUCUGUAGAGUUCUCCCCGCUUCCUAUCUCUUUGAGGGGUUAUGGUGUCAAUUUUAACCUCUUGGUGCAUGCAAAACUCAUGCACAAAUAAAGCUUAAAAUGAAGAGCAUGUGUUGAGUUACUUUGCACACCUGAAGUACCUACUACUUGUUAUGAAAACAGUAAAUCCUUUGAACAACUGAAAUUAGAACUGCUCAUUAAAAAUAUGUAUGCAGUUGAGCUUAUGUGUUGUGCUUCAUGGAAACUGCAUCACUUCCUUUCUUUGUCAAGUUGAUUAAAAAAUUAAACUCUGUGUAAAGAAAAUCUAUAGGUGCAUGGUUCUAGCACAUGGUGUCCUGAAGCAGAAUAAUAAAAAAAAAAAGAUACAACACAAAAUGAUAGCUUCUUUGAUCCUUUCAUUUCAGCAACUAAUGCCUAUUUUGUCAAUUCAGGAAGGCCUCAAAUCUCACAGAGCAGAAGGCAGGUGAUACCCCUGGGGAACCAGACUGAUGGUACAGGGUUCCACUACAGGCAGGGACAGUUCUGUACCCAACAGGAAGAAGACCACGGCCACCUGCUUCCAGAAAAUUCUGUAAAGUAGUUGAAAAACAAAACCUUCAAUGUAUCCCAUCAUUAAAAUGUCUCUUUCCCUUUACCAUGCAGUGAAGAUGCACCACUGACAGUUGAAAGAGGUAUCUUCCUCUGCCUGUUUCCCUCCCUCAUCCCAUUCUGUCCCUCCAUGCAGUGGCAUUACUCCUUUCAAUCUGACAGCUCAAUUUGCUUUGAGAUGCCAUUAACUUGGCAUA